UUCAACUGUGAUUAAACCUUUCUGCAAAACUUUUCUCCUCUUCCUUGCAUGUAGUUCUCUGCAAUUUCCCAAGUUCCAAGAAUUGAAGCCCAGAAAGUCAGAAACUAUUUUCUGUAUUACAAUUUCCAAAAUUGAUAAAGUUCCUUCUUUUUUUCAUUUUCAGAUCUAACCAUGGGUACCCUUUUCCGAGCUCAUCAUAAUUCCAGGGAUGAACCUGAGUUUAACCACCACUGCUCUGUUCCAUCUUCGGGUAGUCUAAACGAAGGCUGCAGCGAUGUUCUUGGGUUUUCAGGCAUGAAGUCUGUCCAUGAUAGCCAAGCUCCAUCUGAGGGGGAAACAAUGGUGGAAGGAGACUACUUUGAUGGAGUGUUUAAGUACAUACAGCAGAUGCUUAUGGAGGAAGAUGAUCUGGAAUAUAUACCUUAUAUGUUCCAAGAUUGCAUGGCUCUCCAGGCCGCCGAGAAAUCAUUCUAUGAUGCCCUAACUGAGAAUCCUCCCCCUCCCCCUCCCCCUCAUUCUGGAAACAGAAAUGUCCAAUUCUCAAUCCCAGAUAAUCAGCCUUUCCCGGCACAAUUUCCCCUUCCCGGAAACCAAACAUUUCAGACUGGUUUGCAGGAAUUGCAGCCAGGAUAUAAUCCUUUUCCUGAGCAAGUACAAAUUCCUAUGAUUCCCAUGAAUAAUUCCUCUGGAUCCAUGUUUGGGAAUCAAUUCUCCGGGGAGCCAAUCGGGAAUGGCUGUUCUGGAGGGAGCAAUGGAAGGAGGAAUCGCAACCGGGAAGACGGCGGAGAAGGGCGGCAGAGGAGCAAGCAGAUGGCGGCUGGGAAUUCCGACCAAGAGCCGGAGAAAACGGAGAAGUACGAUAAGGCGCUGCUGUGUCCUUCCAUGAAUCCUUUAUUCUACGACGACUCAAUCCCCUAUCUCUCCGACGAAUCAUCGGAAACUGAAGCGCGAGACAAGAAAUACUUGCAGGGCCCGAAGCGCGGGCGGCCGCGCGGGAGCAAGAAAGGCGCCAAGCCCAAGCAGAUCGUCGACCUCACCGACCUCCUCGCCCGCUGCGCCCAAGCCGAGGCCGCCCACGACAAGAAGAACUUCGACCACCGCCUCGCCGCUAUCCGGCAACACUCCUCCCAGUUCGGCGACGCCGCCGAACGACUCGCCCAUUGCUUCGCGAACGCCGUGGAGGCACGCGCCGCCGGCACCGGAACAUCAUUGUACGCCAGCAUAACCCGGAGGAGAAUGUCGGCCGCCGAGUACCUCAAAGCUUAUCAGACAUACAUAACCGCCUGCCCUUUCAAGCGGAUGUCCAACAUAUACGCUAACAAAUCAAUCGCGAAACUAACCAGAGAAUCCGAGAAGAUUCACAUCAUCGACUUCGGGAUUCUCUACGGCUUCCAAUGGCCGUGCAUCAUCCACGGCAUCUCCCUCCGCCCCGGCGGGCCGCCGCAGCUCCGUAUAACCGGAAUCGACUUUCCCCAGCCGGGGUUCCGCCCGGCGGAGAGAAUAGAGGAAACAGGGCGGCGCCUGGAGAAUUUCGCCAGGAGAUUCAACGUCCCCUUCCAGUACACCGCCAUAGCCAAGAAAUGGGAAGAAAUCACCCCGGAAGAUCUGAAUAUCCAGGAAGACGAAAUCCUAGUCGCGAACUGCUUAUACCGGAUGAAAAACGUCCCGGACGAGACAUUAAUGGAGAACAACAGCCCCAGAGACGACGUUCUCAAGCUAAUCAAGAAAAUAAACCCCCAAUUCUUCGUCCACGGGAUCGUCAACGGGAUGUACAACGCCCCGUUCUUCACAACGCGAUUCCGGGAAGCCUACUUCCACUUCUCGGCCCUGUUCGACAUGUUCGAAGCCACCAUGCCGCGAGAGGACGAAGGGCGGCUGCUGGCGGAGCAGGAGCUGCUGGGGCGAGACGUUCUGAACGUGAUCGCGUGCGAAGGGAGAGAGAGAGUGGAGCGGCCGGAGACGUACAAGCAAUGGCAGAUGAGGACCCAGAGAGCCGGAUUCCGGGCGCUGCCAUUGCACCGAGAGAUCAUCAAGGAAGUGAAGGAGAAGACUAGAAUGGGAUACCAUAGAGAUUUCUCGGUGGAAGAAGAUGGGGAGUGGAUGUUGCAGAGCUGGAAAGGAAGGGUGAUUUAUGCUAUGAGUUUGUGGCAGCCUCUUCAUAACUGAUCAUUAUAAUCUUCCCAUCCAUUUCUGUCUGCAAACUGGAAACUGCAAACCAAAUCUUUUCACUUUCCUUGUCAAAAUUUUAUGAAAUAAUGGAAGAACACUGAACAGAAUCUGAAAGAGGAAAUUAUUUUUGUAGAAUAAUAAUACUCUUAUUAAAAUACAUGUGAGCUUCUACACUUC
Ipomoea nil (Japanese morning glory) is the source of this 2346-nucleotide messenger RNA. RefSeq names its product scarecrow-like protein 11. Lineage: Eukaryota; Viridiplantae; Streptophyta; Magnoliopsida; Solanales; Convolvulaceae. Bases 172 to 2166 code for a protein of 664 amino acids. Gene Ontology annotation, molecular function: sequence-specific DNA binding; DNA-binding transcription factor activity. The record is from RefSeq and is a predicted model, not a curated record. Gene Ontology annotation, cellular component: nucleus. Gene Ontology annotation, biological process: regulation of DNA-templated transcription. The transcript is spliced from 2 exons.